AACAAAACAAAAAAAACGACAUACAGAACCCACAAGAAAACUUUCCUCAACACUCUUUGCUGGCUUCACCACUCAAACUUUUCUUUUCUUUCUCUCUCUUUCUCGAACACUUUCUCUAUUGAUCCCAUUCUCUCUUACAACCCCACAUUUUCUUUGCUCUUUAUUCUUCAGUUUCUUUCAAAACUUUCAUCUUUUCUCUCUUCACUGCAUUCCCGCCGCCGGAAAGAUCCAAUCUUUUCUUACUUUCCCGGCGAAACAAAUGCGACCCACUUUCUAGAACCUUGCCUUGUGCCGGAAAGUUCACUCCUUUCUUACUUUUCCGGCGACCCGUUAACCUCUACGCUCCGCAACAAUGUCAAUCUUCGACGGGGCUUUCAUGAACACGCAACUCUCCAAACGCACUUGGAUCUUCGGUCUCCGUCUCUGGGUCGUGAUCGGAAUUCUCAUCGGCGUUUUCAUCGUCUUCACUCUCUUCCUCAUCUCGCUCUGCCUCGUCUCCCGCCGGAGCCGCCGCCGCCGGAGCUCCGGCGGGUACAAGGUCGCCGGAGCCCUCGACGCGUCGAAGGAAAUCCACACGAUCGUGCACCUUCCUGGCGCGCACAUGCUCCGACCGCCGGCGCCGGCGAAGGUGCCGGAGAUCCACGUGGAGAUGGGGAAGGCGGAGCACCGGGUGGUGGUGCAGUGUGAUAGGGUUUCGAGUGAAGAGAGCAAGGGAACGGUGGGGAGUGGGUAUGAAACGACGUCGUCGUUUGGAAGUGGGAGUGUUGGUGGGCUUGGGCUUGGGCUUGGGCCUGGGUCUGGGCCCGAGGUUUCGCAUCUUGGGUGGGGGAGGUGGUACACUCUGAGGGAGCUUGAGGAUGCCACUGGAGGGUUGUGUCCUGAAAAUGUUGUUGGUGAAGGUGGCUAUGGCAUUGUGUAUCAUGGGGUCCUCACUGAUGGUACCAAAAUUGCUGUCAAGAACCUCUUGAAUAACAAGGGCCAAGCUGAGAAAGAAUUUAAGGUAGAGGUUGAAGCAAUUGGUCGAGUGCGACACAAAAAUCUGGUUAGGUUGCUUGGUUACUGUGUUGAGGGAGCCUACAGAAUGCUUGUGUAUGAAUACGUAGACAAUGGCAAUCUAGAACAAUGGCUGCAUGGGGAUGUUGGAGCUGUAAGCCCUUUGACAUGGAAUAUACGCAUGAAUGUUAUAUUGGGAACUGCAAGAGGAUUGGCCUAUCUUCAUGAGGGUCUUGAACCGAAAGUUGUCCACCGAGAUGUUAAAUCAAGCAACAUUCUCCUUGAUCGCCAAUGGAACUCCAAGGUUUCUGAUUUUGGGCUUGCUAAGCUUUUGUGUUCUGAGAAUAGUUAUGUCACAACUCGAGUGAUGGGGACAUUUGGUUAUGUUGCACCAGAAUAUGCCUGCACUGGAAUGCUUACUGAGAAGAGUGAUAUCUAUAGCUUUGGGAUACUUAUUAUGGAGAUAAUUACCGGAAGAAGUCCUGUUGAUUAUAGUAGACCACAAGGAGAGGUCAAUUUAAUAGAUUGGUUGAAGACUAUGGUUGGGAAUCGAAAAUCCGAGGAAGUAGUUGAUCCUAAGCUUCCUGAGAUGCCAUCUUCAAAGGCUCUAAAACGUGCACUGUUGAUCGCUCUAAGGUGUGUCGAUCCCGAUGCAACAAAGAGGCCAAAAAUGGGACAUGUGAUCCACAUGCUUGAGGCAGACGACCUGCUAUUCCACAAUGAACACAGAACUGAGGGAGAGUCUUCCCGUUCUCAUCGAGAUUAUCAACUUGAGCAUAAGGACUCCAAGUUAGAUAAGAGAACGGAUGGAGGUGUCAUUGAUCAAAGUGAAGAUGCUAGUAGUAGAAAUCAUCAUCAGCCCACUAGAUGGAGAUGAUAACAGGCUGAUAAUUAAAUUAUUUUUUGGUCUCUAUUAGUUUGCCAAUUCUUAGUAUGUCUAGCUUAAUUUAAAAAAAUGAAAGCAGUAUCCUUUUUUCUUUUAUUUAUUAUAUAGUCUUCCACUGUUGUAGCCAACCCCAAUUUGGGAUUCAUAUUCAAGUGUAUACUCUGAUUCGUUAUUAUAAAAAUAAAAAUAUUUAUGACUACCUGUUCACAGGACAAUGUUAGAUAAGCAUUUAAGAUAA
Messenger RNA from Cajanus cajan (pigeon pea), 2117 nucleotides. Its product is annotated as putative serine/threonine-protein kinase At1g01540. Gene Ontology annotation, biological process: protein phosphorylation. NCBI's taxonomy places the organism in Eukaryota, Viridiplantae, Streptophyta, Magnoliopsida, Fabales, Fabaceae. The record is from RefSeq and is a predicted model, not a curated record. Gene Ontology annotation, molecular function: protein kinase activity; ATP binding.